Molecule: messenger RNA, 1106 nt
Organism: Manihot esculenta (cassava)
Lineage: Eukaryota; Viridiplantae; Streptophyta; Magnoliopsida; Malpighiales; Euphorbiaceae
Product: pto-interacting protein 1
Exons: 2
Coding region: 18-1106 (362 amino acids)
Biological process (GO): protein phosphorylation
Molecular function (GO): protein kinase activity; ATP binding
Source: RefSeq, a predicted model, not a curated record
CCCCACAAAGCAUUAUCAUGUGGCUCUUUGGAUUCUCCACCAGAAAUUUCUUGAUAAUUGUAGCUAUAGUUGUCAUUCUUGUGACCAUAGUCUUAAGGUGGUUUUCCAUCUACCUUGAGGGAGAGGUCCCCAUGAGAAAAUCCCAAAGAAAAGGUGAAAAACAGCAACAAGAAGUAAGGAAGUGUAGCCCUGGGAUUAUUAGGACAUAUGCAUUAGAAGAGUUGAAGAUGGCAACUAAGGAUUUUAGAAUUAGGAUAGGAGUUGGAGCUACUUCUUUUGUUUAUCUUGCAGAGCUUGGAGAUGGGAAAUUUGGAGCAGUGAAGAGAGUAAUGGAGGAUAGAGGUGGAAGCAAGAAGAUUUUCUUAGACGAAGUUUCUGUUUUGCUAAGGAUUUCUCAUCCUAACUUGGUAGGAUUGAUGGGUUUCUGCUUGGAGAAAGGAGAGCAACUUCUUCUUCUGGAGUAUGUCCCAAACAAAAGCCUAUUUGACAGGAUUCAUACACACCAUGGCCAAUCUUCAGGAAUAUUAUCAUGGUCUAACCGCGUAAACAUUGCCUUGGACAUUGCAAGAGCCCUUGAUUACCUUCACUCACAGGCUGAUCCACCCAUUAUUCACAGAGACGUAAAGUCCUCAAACAUUCUCUUAAUUGACAAUAAUCAUGCCAAAUUGGCUGAUUUUGGGCUAUGCAAAUUGGGAUAUGACAAGCCUGGCUCACAGUCACCCACCACUAUCAAAGGCUCAUUUGGGUAUGUUGAUACCAAUUAUCUUAAAACAGGACUUGUUUCACCAAAGAGUGAUGUUUAUAGCUAUGGAGUUUUGUUGCUUGAGCUCAUAACAGGAUUGAAAUCUAUACAAGGAUCUGUGACACUUGCUGAAUGGACAGAUGAAUGCAGGACAACUGAUGAUGUUGAGGUUUUGGCUAAGUUGUUGGAUCCUAAACUUAAUGGGAAUGCUAAUUUAGAGCAGCUAAAGGUUUUGAUUGAUAUAGCUAACUUGGCUUUGUUAGAUAAUUCUGAAGAAAGACCAGAAAUGAACUUUAUUAUAAAUAGAAUUUUAUGUUGUAUGGAAACACCUUCUCCAUCCUUUUGCCUCUAUAAAUUACACUAA